Molecule: messenger RNA, 1623 nt
Organism: Cyphellophora europaea CBS 101466
Lineage: Eukaryota; Fungi; Ascomycota; Eurotiomycetes; Chaetothyriales; Cyphellophoraceae
Exons: 5
Coding region: 1-1623 (540 amino acids)
Source: RefSeq, a predicted model, not a curated record
AUGGUCCAGACCUGGGAAGACAAGGUCGCGCCAGUCAGGAGUAAGCGUGAUGCUUCGCUGGCAAAGGUUGAGCCACCACUGGCAGCCCUGCCAGCAAGCUUUCCUCUUAACUCUCAGAGCGUGCCAAAAGAGCUCCUGACCGCAAGGGAGAUCGAGAUCACAGAAGGAUACACGGUCAAGCAGCUUCUCGCCAAGCUACGCAGCAGAGAUAUCUCGGUCGAGGAGGUUACAAGGGCCUUUCUACGCCGCGCUGCCGUUGCUCAAGCCAGUGUCAACUGCCUGACUGAGUUGAUGUGGGACCAGGCACUCGAGCGGGCCAAGUACCUCGACUCGCUGCCUGAGCCUAAAGGAGCAUUCUUCGGCCUGCCCAUUUCCACCAAGGAGCACCAUGGCAUGAAGGGUGACAACAUCGUCACAAAUGCUUCUUACGUCGCUUGGAUUGAACAGAAGCACGGCUCGAACCAUCUAUACGACAUCCUGUGGGAUGCUGGCUGCGUCUUCUACGUCAGGACGACGCAGCCUCAAACCAUCAUGCAUCUCGAGACCAAUAACAACAUCUACGGGCGUACCCUGAAUCCAUACAACCGGAAUCUGACCUGUGGAGGAAGCAGUGGCGGUGAGUCAGCUUUGAUUGGCAUGCGUGGCAGUAUCCUUGGUGUUGGUGGAGAUAUAGGUGGCUCCAUACGUUGCCCCAGCGCGCACUGCGGUAUUUAUGGCUUCAAACCAAGUUGCAAACGCCUUCCCAACGCUGGGGCAUCAUUACACAUGGCUGGCAAGGAAACCAUAUUAAGCACGCUUGGUCCCAUGACAGUGGACCGCGAAGCUCUGGAACUCUUCGUUGAGACAGCACUGGCCGCCAAACCGUGGCUCCUGGACCCCUCGCUGAAUCUCCGAGAAUGGGCUCCCCACAAGUUCGAUCGACCAUUGAAGAUCGGUGUACAGUGGUGGGACGGUGUAGUGAAGCCCCAUCCUCCCAUGAUCCGCGCCAUGAGAGAGGUUGCUGCAGCUUGCAAGGCCGCUGGUAUGGAAAUUGUGGAUUGGGAUUGCGAGAAGCUCAAGCAUGACUAUGCCUGGGACCUCACGGCUUCUCUAUACUGGCCAGACGGCGGUGCGGAAGUAAUGGGGCUACUAAAAGAUGCAGGAGAGCCGAUUCUUCCAUUGACCAAGUUUAUCAUCGAGGAACAGCCCGCUGUGAAACACAUGACAGUCACUGAGCUCUUUGCGCGCACGAAUGAGCGAGACCUAUACAGACGCUUCUACGCACAAGCCUGGACCGAGACUGGCGCGCAAGACGGGCACGAAAUCGAUGUCAUUCUCUGUCCACCUUCAUUCGGCGCAGCAACGCCUCACGACCAAUCUCGCUACUGGGGCUAUACAGCUCAUUGGAAUCUCCUCGAUUACCCCGGAGCCGUCUUUCCUGUCACCGUUGUCGAUCCCAGCAAAGAUCCCAAGGAUGAGAGCUACACUCCGAAGAACGAGAAGGACAAGUUCUGCUACGACAUGUACACACCUGAGAAGUAUAAGGACGCUCCGGUGAGUUUGCAAGUCAUCGGCAGGCGAAACAACGAUGAGAAGGUCCUCGCGGCACUCAAAGAGAUUGAGAAAGCCAUGGGCAGGCCCUAG